CCCUGGGACUGAACUGCCCUGAGCCCAGGCCCCUGUUGUGUGGUGACCCCUGUCCUGCAGAGGAGCAGCUCCGGUUACACUGGUCAGAGCCGGCCCCCUCCUCUCCCCGCCCCCUUGCCCUAUGCUGACCACACAGGGCUGGGCGGGGGAGGGGUUGGCGCCACAUUCAGGGGCUCCGCGUGGAGACCUGGGGCGGAACCCAGCCCCUCAAAGCAGGGGCAUUGGAGGGACCAUCUGCUGUGGCCUCUUCCUUUGGGGGCCAGAGAGGCCCAAGGAGUGGCGGGAACACCAGAGCAGGGACAUUGCAUAAGGCCAGCAGGGUGGAUGCUGGUGGGGAGCAAGGGCCUGAGGUGGUGUCUGGCCAGUCAGCCCAGUGAGCCCUUCUGCCCCAGUGUUCUCCAUGCCGGCCCUACAGCUUUUGCUCGUCGUCGGGCUGACUGUUGGGGCGAGUCUCCCGCUAGAACUGGGGAGUCACCCAGGGGUGUGCCCCAACCAGCUCAGCCCGAGCCUGUGGGUGGAUGCCCAGAGUACCUGUGAACGCGAGUGCGUCAGGGACCAGGACUGUGCUGGGGCCGAGAGAUGCUGCACGAAUGUAUGCGGGCUUCGGAGUUGCGUGGCAGCCCGCUUCCCAGACGGUGAUGGGGUCCCUGAUGCGCCUGACCUAGUGGCCUCCUGUGAGGGCUUCGCAUGUGCGCAGCAGGGCUCAGACUGCGACAUCUGGGCUGGGCAGCCUGUCUGCCGCUGCCGGGACCGCUGCGAGAAGGAGCCCCACUUCACGUGCGCCUCGGACGGCCUCACCUACUACAACCGCUGCUACAUGGACGCUGAGGCCUGCCUGCGCGGCCUGCGCCUGCAAGUGGUAUCCUGCAAGCACGUGCUCAGCUGGCCGCCCAGCAGUCCGGGGCCACCCGAGGCCACAGCACAACCCACGCCUGCCGAUUCCCCGGUGCCCCCGGCCCUCUACAGCAGCCCCGCCCCGCAGGCCGUGCACGUAGGGGGCACAGCCAGUCUUCACUGCGAUGUCAGCGGCCGCCCUGCACCCGCCGUGACCUGGGAGAAACAGAGCGACCAGCGGGAGAGCCUGAUCAUGCGGCCGGACCAAAUGUAUGGCAACGUGGUGGUCACCAGCAUCGGGCAGCUGGUGCUCUACAACGCCCGGCUGGAGGACGCCGGCCUGUACACAUGCACCGCGCGCAACGCCGCGGGCCUGCUGCGCGCCGACUUCCCGCUGUCUGUGGUUUCGCGGGAGGCCCCCAGUGCCCCGGAGCCCACCAGCGCCUGCCAGCCCAACCCCCAGGCCUGCGCAGGACCCCCCUCCGGCCGCGUCCUCUGGCACUAUGACCUGCAGCGCGGGGGCUGCAUGACCUUCCAGGCCCGCAGCUGCGAUGCAGGCUUCCAGACGUACGACGCAUGCCAGCGGGCGUGUGCACGUGGCCCAGGGGACGCCUGUGCACUGCCACCCGUGCAGGGGCCAUGCCAGGGCUGGGAGCCACGCUGGGCCUACAGCCCGUUGCUGCAGCACUGCCACCCUUUCAUCUUCAGCGGCUGCGACGGCAAUGCCAACAACUUCGAGAGCCGCGAAAGCUGUGAGGAUGCCUGCCCCGUGCCGCGAGUGCCUCCCUGCCGUGCCUGUCGGCUACGCAGCAAGCUGGCGCUGAGCCUGUGCCGCAGCGACUUCACCAUUGUGGGCCGUGUCACUGAACUGCUGGAGGAGCCGGAGGUCAGCGGGGGCAUCGCGCGUGUCGCCCUGGACGACGUGCUCAAGGAUGACAAGAUGGGCCUGCGCUUUCUGGGUACCAAGUACCUGGAGGUCACACUCCGUGGCAUGGAUUGGACCUGCCCCUGCCCCAAUGUGACAGUGGGCGACGGUCCGCUGGUCAUCAUGGGCGAUGUGCGGGAUGGGGUGGCUGUGCUGGACGCGGGCAGCUACGUUCGCUCCGCCAGUGAGAAGCGUGUCAAGAAGAUCUCAGAGCUGCUGGAGAAGAAGGCUUGUGUCCUGCUCAACCGCUUCCAGGACUAGGCUCCUGGGGGCAGAGCUGCAGUACAGGCUGAGAGGGCGUGUGCCUCCCAUGCAACCGAUCAGGGUUCGAUCCCCAGCAUUCCA
This is a messenger RNA of Sorex fumeus (smoky shrew), 2104 nucleotides long. It is a transcript of the gene WFIKKN1, whose product is annotated as WAP, follistatin/kazal, immunoglobulin, kunitz and netrin domain containing 1. The transcript has 2 exons. Gene Ontology annotation, molecular function: transforming growth factor beta binding; receptor antagonist activity; serine-type endopeptidase inhibitor activity. Gene Ontology annotation, biological process: negative regulation of transforming growth factor beta receptor signaling pathway. The coding region runs from base 401 to 2020 and encodes 539 amino acids. The record is from RefSeq and is a predicted model, not a curated record. Gene Ontology annotation, cellular component: extracellular region. Lineage: Eukaryota; Metazoa; Chordata; Mammalia; Eulipotyphla; Soricidae.